Molecule: messenger RNA, 1637 nt
Organism: Ectocarpus siliculosus
Lineage: Eukaryota; Phaeophyceae; Ectocarpales; Ectocarpaceae
Source: the annotation of a GenBank genome assembly
AUGCGAAUCGAAUCAGCGAGCCAUUGGUUUCACGUGGCGGAGUGCUUCAUCGGGCGGAGGUCGGAGUUCAAGGAGCAUUUUGCCGGCAUGUCCGGGACGGAUGUGUACGUGAAGGACUCGGACACAUCCUGGAACUCCAGACUAUCGCCGAUGACUAGGCUGCUGGUCGCCGCCGGGCUGUCGAGCGUAGGCGUGCGCGACGUUCACUUUGUGGACGGCAACCACGCGUCGUUUUCCUACGCUGCUCCCUCUAGCAGCAAGAGCGGCGGCGGGGGAGCGGGGGCGGGGGCUAAGGCGUUGCGUGGCGGUAGUAGUAGUAGUAGCGAGAUCGGCGAUAGCCCUCGACCUGGACAGACUGGGGUCUUGCAUUUGGACGAAAUCGGGUACAUGAGUCAGUUCGUUGUGUCUACCGAGCAACCGUUACCCGACCGGCUAGCCGUAUCGGCACCGUUGUCGCCGGUCCGGCGAUGGGAUGGGGGAGGUGCCGAAGACGUUGCUAUUGAGGGGAGGGGAGGGGGGGCGCGGGAGUGCGUGAAGUUCGUGGACACCGUUGGGGACUGGGGACAGAAGAGAGACAAGUGGUUUCCGGAGGAAGAAGACCCGCGGGAGCUCUUGCGAGCGUUGGAUAGCUUCUGCCCCAUCGCUUGGCUAAGGAAGGAGGAGGAGGAGGAGGAGGAGCGACAAGAGGAGGAGGGGAAGAAAGGGGUUGAUGACGGGGAUGAGGGCACGGGAGGCCUCGUCUCACCGCUGCCAGCAGGCGCCGGUGGUGACGAAUUCCGGGGGGCGGGGGGGAGAGGGUCGCGCGGUCUGUACGCGACGGUGGUCGGGGGGCCGGAGCGGGGGUUCGCGGGAGGCGGCAGAGGGUUUCGCGCGGGGGCAAAGAAGCGUCAACCCGAGCCUCGAAAGCUAGUCAUCUACCAGAGAGAUCGCGACCGCAAGUUGCUCAAGACAGAGGAGCUAAUGGAUGAGCUUUGGAUCCGGUUGGGGCACCUCGGGUGGGCCGUUAAGGAGAUCAUCCACGACGACGAGCGACACCCUUGCGAACUCGUGCAGGAACUGGCGGGGGCGGACAUCCUCUUGACAGCGCACGGGUUCCAGUCGAUGCUAUCCCUGUUCAUGGCGCCCGGCUCGCUUCUCUUUGAGGUGUACCCGCACAAGUACUACAAGAAAGGCUAUGCACCGAUGGCUCAGAGCAUGGGCCUCCGUUACGCGUAUUCGGAGAGCCCGCCGUUGUUGCCGUUCGCGUUUUGGUCGUGGCCGUCCGUGGAACAGUGCAUGAAGUGGUACGUAUGCCGCCGGUAUAUGCGAAGUUCGGACGUUGUGAUCACAGAAGAUAGCAUCGAAGUGCUCAUUAGCCUCAUGCUUAAGAGCUUGCGUGUUGCCUGAACGAGACGCGGCGGUUGACGUUGCGAAAAAUCUGUUUGUGGAAGGUGUGGUAAGUGCAGUCUGGUUCCUUGUCUUUGUUGUGUGCUUUUAGUGUUUCGCGAGUCUAGCAUGGUUUGAUGAGCGGAUUUACAGGUCGCGGGACGCCGCGCAUGUUGCAGUUUUGGACGGGAUCUGGGGGGUGCGCACAAUCGCGUAGCUGCCGCUUCUGGGAGUGGUUAUCGAUGCCCUGCAGGCUAGCGCAUACCUCUCGG